AUGGUUUCCUCCACCGCCUCCAACCUCGAGCGCGAGGACCACAACCGCGAUGCCGCCUUCAACAAGGCCAUGCACGGCAAGUCGGCCCAGGCCCGCGGUGGCAUCGCCGCCAUGUUCUCCAAGGGCGCCGACGCCAAGAAGGCGGCCGUCGACGAGUACUUUAAGCACUGGGACAACAAGCCCGCCGCCAACGAGACGGCCGAGGAGCGCGCCGCUCGCACCGCCGAGUACGCGACCCUGACGAGACACUACUACAACCUCGCCACCGACCUGUACGAGUACGGCUGGGGCCAGUCCUUCCACUUCUGCCGCUUCUCCGUCGGCGAGCCCUUCUACCAGGCCAUUGCCCGUCACGAGCACUACCUCGCCCACAGCAUGGGCAUCAAGGAGGGCAUGAAGGUCCUCGACGUUGGCUGCGGCGUUGGCGGCCCUGCCCGCGAGAUCGCCAAGUUCACCGGCGCCCACAUCACCGGCCUCAACAACAACGACUACCAGAUCGAGCGCGCUACGCACUACGCCGCCAAGGAGGGGCUGUCGAACCAGCUCGACUUUGUCAAGGGCGACUUCAUGCAAAUGUCGUUCGAGGACAACACGUUCGACGCCGUCUACGCCAUCGAGGCGACGGUCCACGCGCCCACGCUCGAGGGCAUCUACAGCGAAAUCUUCCGCGUGCUCAAGCCCGGCGGCAUCUUUGGCGUCUACGAGUGGCUCAUGACGGACGAGUACGACAACAACAACCUGCACCACCGCGAGAUCCGCCUCGGCAUCGAGCAGGGCGACGGCAUCUCCAACAUGUGCAAGGUCAGCGAGGCUCUCGACGCCAUCAAGGCGGCCGGCUUCGAGCUGCUGCGCAACGAGGACCUGGCAGACCGUCCCGACCCGUCGCCCUGGUACUGGCCGCUGUCGGGCGAGCUGCGCUACAUCCAGUCGGUCGGCGACAUCUUCACCAUUGUGCGCAUGACCACCUGGGGCCGCACCAUUGCCCACAACCUGGCCGGCUUCCUGGAGAUGAUCAAGAUUGCGCCCGCCGGCACCAAGAAGACGGCCGACAGCCUGGCGCUCGCCGCCGACUGCCUCGUCGCCGGCGGCCGCGAGAAGCUCUUUACGCCCAUGUACCUCAUGGUCGGCCGCAAGCCGGCCCAGUGA
Messenger RNA from Purpureocillium lilacinum, 1146 nucleotides. Its product is annotated as delta(24)-sterol C-methyltransferase. Gene Ontology annotation, molecular function: sterol 24-C-methyltransferase activity. Gene Ontology annotation, biological process: ergosterol biosynthetic process. Gene Ontology annotation, cellular component: endoplasmic reticulum. The record is from RefSeq and is a predicted model, not a curated record. Lineage: Eukaryota; Fungi; Ascomycota; Sordariomycetes; Hypocreales; Ophiocordycipitaceae.